Molecule: messenger RNA, 753 nt
Organism: Gasterosteus aculeatus aculeatus (three-spined stickleback)
Lineage: Eukaryota; Metazoa; Chordata; Actinopteri; Perciformes; Gasterosteidae
Source: RefSeq, a predicted model, not a curated record
GUCAUGGCCGACCAGUCUGUUAGGAUGGUGACAGCCAUCGUGUUGCACAGUGUCUUCUUCCUCUCAGGUUCUUCUGCUGCUUGUUCUGAGGUUUCAGCUCUAUUCAUCACUGCACCAAAAGAGAUGGAAGCACUGACUGGAUCUUGUUUGCAAAUUCCAUGUAACUUCAGCGCUAAAUCAGAAGAGGAAUUCAACAGCGCAACAACAACAUUUGGAGUGUGGAUCAAAAUUGACUCUCGCUUUGGCCUUUAUCCAAAUAAUGUGAUUUUCAACAGUAGCAGGACAGUUACCACAUAUCCGAUGAAUUUUACCGGAAACUUGAGUCAGAAAAACUGCUCCACUUUAUUUUCCAGUUUAAACACAACAUACACAGACACAUACUACUUCAGGGUUGAGAACCGGCCAUUUCUAGCAACAGCUGCUUGUGAUCCUCUUCAAAUAACAGUUAACGAUUCUCCUCCAAAGCCCAGGAUUGAGAUCUCAGGUGCUGUGAAGGAGAAGGAGUCUGUCUCUAUAAGCUGCUCAGCUUCCACUCCCUGUCCACACUCUCCUCCUCAACUCACCUGGAACCUCCAACCAGACUCUCACCACAUGAUGGAGGAAAACACAGAUCGAACCUUCACAACUAGAAUACAGAAGAGCGUCACUCUGUCACAUGAACAUGAUGGAUUCAUCAUCAGCUGUUCUGCCAGAUAUCCUGUGAAUGAAGGAAAAGAUGUAAAGACGUCAGAGGAGAGAAAGACUCUCAAUGUU